ACCCUCUAUAAAAACUGUUGCAUAGAAUUCUGCUUUCAGAUCCCGCAUUAACCAACAGUAGAACCACACACAAACACUCCUAGGUGCUAACAAAUCAUCAGAGCAAAUAAUGCCAAGCUUGCCACGAACCACACUCGAACUGGACAAUAUGACUAAAGAAGAAAGACCACAACAAUCUCGAAGGAAAGAUAUUAAGAUGCGGCUUCAGGACAUACUCAUGAGAAGCCCAAUGUCAGAGAGACUUGUACCUGGAGAGAGCCUGCUCUGGUCACAAUCUCUAGAAACUCUUCUUAGGUCAAAAACUGGUAAAACAACUUUCCAGGCCUUUCUCAAGUCUGAGUUUAGUGAUGAGAAUAUCGAAUUCUGGAUGAAGUGUGAGGACUUCAAAAAAAUCAGGAGCAACGCUACAUUGACCUCCAGAGCCAAGAAGAUAUUUGAUCGCUACAUCCAGGCUGAAGCUCCAAGAGAGAUCAACAUUGACCACAAAACCAGGGAGGUCAUCAAACAUAAUGUGCAGACUCCAACGAGGUACUGCUUUGACGAGGCCCAGAAGAUCGUCUUUAGCCUUAUGGAAAAGGACUCAUAUCCCAGGUUCCUCCGUUCUGACUUCUACAGAGCCCUUCUGGAAUCAGUCGCAUAAGGAUAGGGAAGGGAUUACCAGAAUCACUUGGUGGCUAAUCUUUAAGAACUACAGCAGAAGAGCUAGACAAGGACAAUGGCACGGGCUGGCCCUGACCCUGGGCUUGGACAGCUGGACUGUUAUGGAUGGACAGAUUUCUGCCAAUUGUCUGGACUCAUGUUCCAACAUCGUUUUGGCCUGAUACCUUGCUGUUCUGCAACACUACAUGCAUGGAUGCCCCAAAAGCUAUACAAGCUGUCAUUGGCACUAUAAUGCCAAGUUAUUUUGUUGGUAUAUUGUAUUAAGAUGAAGAAAGUCCCUUUAGUUGCCUUUGUUGAGAUGUGUAAGAUUUUUAUCAUAAACUAGUUUAGAUUAUUAUGUCGCACAGUACACAAUGAUCAAAUUCCAGGCGACAUACUAUGACAGACUACGCGAUAACAGGAGCAGACGAGAUUACAUGAUAAAUAUACUGCUAUGAUGCUUUGCUUACAUCAUCAAUCAGCAGGUCACGGAGAAAGUGACCACAUGAUGCUAAUCUACUUAGAUGAGCGUCAUAUCAACACCGAAGAUCAAUGCUCAAGUUCAACGGGGAGAUCAUUCUUUAAGACACUGACAAGAAUUCGUUGUCAACCAUUUUAGAUUACAACAGGACUAAAUCUUUCACCAAUAAGCACAUCAAUAUAUGCGUUUAUAAAUCUGCCAGCGAUCCAAGACUUGUAAAAUCAAGCAGAAAGUCCUACACUGUAAACCUGACUUUAGUUGCAGAGCAAGCUUAUAACAUUUCAAGUGAGCAUGAUGAGUGUAUGAUAUCUUAUUAUGAUUUCUUUUUCCACCAAACUCAAACAGAAGCAUGGGCAGAACUAUAGACAAAGGACCCAGAUAUUUAUUGGACUAAGUUGCUUUUUUUAAAAAAACAUUUUGGACAUGCAACACAAAACAGCUCAAUAGCUCCCUUAUAGAGCUGAAGAAAUAUCUUAUAUGUAAAUGGUGCAAAGGUAUGACUUUUUUUAAUCUGUAUAUACAUAUAUGUUUUGAAAGGUUACGACUUUUAUGGAUUGUAUAUACAUGUAUUAUAGUUCACUGCUUUAAAUUAUGAUUAUUUUACUGGUUAUGUAGGAUUUUUUAGGAUCUCCAUAUAGAUCAAAUGAACGAGCUUGUCAUGUGAAAAAAAUUGCCAAAUAACAUCAAGCAACCCAUUUUAGAAAGCUUAAGAAAUUAUUUCUUAAAGAGUAAUAUAAAGAUUCGACUAGAUCUGAAUUUUAUGUACAUGUAAAAUCUACAUAGAUUUUUGUUCGUUGUUUUUAAAUUAUGAUUCAAUUUAUUUGGGGAUUUCACUGGUUGAAAUUCCGCAAUACAUAUUCAACUUCUCUAAUUCAUACUAAGAUCUAUUUAAUAAAUAUAAAUUUUAUACCACA
This is a messenger RNA of Tachysurus fulvidraco (yellow catfish), 2034 nucleotides long. RefSeq names its product regulator of G protein signaling 13 (gene rgs13a). The transcript is spliced from 5 exons. The record is from RefSeq and is a predicted model, not a curated record. The coding region runs from base 110 to 640 and encodes 176 amino acids. NCBI's taxonomy places the organism in Eukaryota, Metazoa, Chordata, Actinopteri, Siluriformes, Bagridae.